Messenger RNA from Anastrepha obliqua, 1689 nucleotides. Its product is annotated as pickpocket protein 19-like. The record is from RefSeq and is a predicted model, not a curated record. Gene Ontology annotation, cellular component: membrane. The transcript is spliced from 6 exons. The annotation marks the transcript as partial. Gene Ontology annotation, molecular function: ligand-gated sodium channel activity. Gene Ontology annotation, biological process: sodium ion transmembrane transport. Lineage: Eukaryota; Metazoa; Arthropoda; Insecta; Diptera; Tephritidae.
AGAAUAAUGUUAACGGAAGAGCUCGUACCCAACCGUCGCCUAGCUAAAAUCUAUCCACGUGCAAAUUUAAUAACAUUUCAAAAUUAUCACCAACAAAAAGCAUCGAAGGAGCGUGCGAACAAGAACUUGAAAAAUUUCAAAGAGCUAAUUGGUGAAUUUGGUGAACACACAAGCAUACACGGCUUGGGGAAACCACUUGCAGCCAAUAUCAGCGUUGUGCAGCGCCUUUUCUGGACCAUCGGAUUUCUCUGCGCGCUCGGCAUGAUGAUUUUUGUGAUUCAAAUACUCGCUGCGCGCUAUAACCGACAACAAUUCAAGACGGUAGUUAAUGCAACGAAUUAUCCGAUUUAUCGCAUUUUUUUCCCCGAGGUGCAUAUCUGCAAUCAGAAUCGUUUAAAUUGGGCACGUUUCCCUUCGGCAAAAGAAAACUAUUUACGUCGCGAGCAUCACAACACCCAUUUGGAUCGCCUUUUCACCGAAGUGGUGGCGCUGUAUGACACUUUCACUUUUGGCCGUUUCGAUGUAUUUCAAAAUUUGAGUGGUCAACCAUUGCACGAGUUGGAUUAUGUGAAUUUCACGUCCGUUGCGAAAUUUAUGUCCUGGCGUUGCGAUGAACUAUUCACGAAUUGUGUUUGGCGUCAUACACCAAUGAAUUGUUGUGAUAUAUUUAUAAUGCGUCGUUCCACAUACGGAUUUUGCAUGUCCUUCAAUUCACUCGAAAUGACAGAGGAACAAUUAAGACAGAAGUUCGACGAUAAAUGGCCAUGGCGUGCGGCUCGAAGUGGGCCGGGUACUGGCCUAAAGGUGCGAGUGCUGAUAAACGAACAGCUGCAUUCACCCUACUCAACAAACCAGAAGGGCGUUAUGUUUAUGCUGAUGGAGCCUGGCGUGUGGUGGGGCUAUCCGAAUCGUGUGGACGUGAAUGGUCAGGUGCAGGUGCGAAUUAAUGCCCAACUUAGUUUCUACGAUGAUGCAACGCGGCGCAUAUCUUCGAGAAUACGCGAGUGUGUCUUCGAUACUGAACGCAACAGCAUUGAUUUUAGAACAUUACUGAAUCACGUUUAUAUGUUUGAGAACUGCCAAGCCGAAUGCCGGCAAGAGUAUUCAAUGAGAUUUUGCAAUUGCUCAGUGGACAUAUUCUUUCCGCCCAGCCAAUACCCGCCAUGCAAAUUGUCGGAUAUGCCAUGUUUGGUGCGACACAACAGCCGCUUGACCUCCUUCGAACAGAGUGACGAAAUAGAAUUUUCGUCAUCUGGCGCACAGAAUUUGGCUAUAGUCUGCGAGUGCUUAUUAAACUGUCUAUCGCUGGCCUAUCUCAUAGAUGUGCGCUCCUCUUUACUGCCUAAUGCCAUUCAAAAACUGAAUAACUCUCAUAUAAAUAUGGAUUUUUAUUUUAUACGCGAUUCAAUUGUGGUCUUUCGAACGACUGUAAUUUACACUUGGGUGGAUUUGUUGGUUAACUUUGGCAACGCGACAGCACUCUUUCUGGGAUGUUCGCUCAUUAGCGCCGUCGAAUUGAUCUACUAUUUCUGCGUUUAUAUGCCACGACGCCUUUGGAGAGCUCAUAAGAAAUUAAAGAAACUAACGCGCGCCCCAAUCCACUACGACUGGACGACUCAGUUGUCUAUCAGAAACGAAACAAGUAUGGAAUCUGCGGAAAUUAAAAAAAUGGAGCACAAACAAUUCUGA